AUGGGCAGACGUCACAACCCCGACAACCACCGGGGCCAUAGUCAUCCCAUAGCAAGCGUGCUGCUGCAAGAAUCUAUCAUGUCCGAUGGCCUACAGCAGGACGUCAUUGCCAAUAAUCGCCUCCUCGAAGCGCUCGACACGGCCUCAUUCGCUGUAUUUCACCAAGCCCAGCAAGAUGUUGAGGCAGCAUACCAGAAAAUUGGAUUUGGACAAUGGGGCUUGAUCUUUGCCAAGCCAGGACGCGGAUUUGUCGUCAAGGUUGCCCGUCCCUUCUUCUCCGAUGGGCUUUGGGAAGAUUUCUUGUCGCACCUGCGACUUUUCAAGGCUCUAUCCGCCCACAGCGAGUCCGAGUGCCGCAUUCCACGAGUCUUCUCGUAUGUCAGCAAGGAAAACGCAGGAUGGUGGGAUAUGAACAAGCUAUCUCUCCCGCCAAGCUCGGAAUUCCCUCUUCCCUCGGUGGCAUUGAUCACGGGACGUAUUCUUCCCCUCCCCAAGGCCAUUCGUCAUGCUCUGAUCGAUAAGUUUUGCCCGGAGGGAUUGCGGGAGGCCGCCAAAUCCUCACAGAUGAACAAAGACUGUGUCGCUCGUAUAUACCUCGGCUGCCGUCGCCGCUCGGAUGCUCUGCUCUCGCCUAAUUUCUCUCUACGGAAUUUCAAUUUCUGUCUGGAUCAAAUGCUCGAUCUCGGCCUCCCUGUCAAACAUUAUGCGAGGGCAAUGGCCGAGUGCCUCGCUAUUUUCCACUGGGAAGCUCAUAUAGAUGGGUAUGAUAUCGAGUUUGUCCUGGGAAGUGAGGUCGAGAUUUCAUACACGACCCACGUCACGCAAUCGCUCGGCUUGGACGUUGAGGAGCUAGAGAAAUUACCCAAACAAUCGGAUAUAGAAGUUUUGCGGCGUAUCGACUUCCAGAGACGUGCAACCCGUCUGUGGGUUCUGGACUUCAAUCUCUGUAACCGGUUUCCCAAAGAUGCCACCUUUCUCCUUGAGAAUGACCCCUAUUAUCCUUUGCCCCUUAUGGAGCUAGAUAUUGACAAACAACUCUAUAAAUCGGGUGGUCUGCAACAUCUUCCUGUAAAGUUCCUAGAUGCCUGCGUGAAGAGGGAGCAGGGAAACUGGAGCAGGGCCUAGGUCAUGGACAUAGGGAUUUGAAGGGAUAAGAUUCUCAGCCUCCGCUCUGUAGUAUUAGAUGAAGGAAUCCAUUAGUAGUGACCAGCCGAUUAUGCCCAACUCUAUACAAUUAUCAACAUCUAAGCCCAUUCGACUGAGCGUAGCUCCUGAGUUGAGAGUAGUUGAUGUGCCUCACCUCAACACGCCCAGGC
Lasiosphaeria miniovina is the source of this 1316-nucleotide messenger RNA. RefSeq lists its product as uncharacterized. Lineage: Eukaryota; Fungi; Ascomycota; Sordariomycetes; Sordariales; Lasiosphaeriaceae. The record is from RefSeq and is a predicted model, not a curated record. The coding region runs from base 1 to 1125 and encodes 374 amino acids. The transcript is spliced from 5 exons.